AAUCAGAAUAAAUGAUACAAAGGGGGCGGGCACCCGACUGAAAUGGGACCAAUGAAAUGGCUCGUUGCUAAGGGUUCGUUUAGAAACGGUUCAAAAUGGCGCUGGUGGGGGAGAGCGACAACAGAGAGAAUUUAACGGAAGAAAUCCCGGAAUAUGACCGACGAAAAGAGAAGAUGGUGGAGAUCCUGCAGCGGAGGGACCAGGAGAGGCAGCUGGAGGUGGAGAGGAGGAAAAUGGCCAAAGAUGUGACCAGGGUGAAGGAGGAAAAGUCCAACUUCUUCACCGCGGCGUUUUCUGAGGAGAAGGCGAAGAUCGAAGCGCUGCUGGAAAGCUGCGAAGGCAGCGACAGAACCGCGCUGAGCGCCCGCUUCGAGGAGAUCUCGCGGAAGAUGCAGCAGCUGCAGAAGUUCGUGAACGACAGUAUGAUGUUCCUGUCUGCCUACGAGCUGCGCCAGGCCCAGGACGCCGUGCAGAAGUUGCAAGGGAUGGUGGUGGAGAAGAGGGAGGAAUGUCUACCCAAGAAGAAAUUCGCUUUCAAAUCCCGCAGAAAGGAAGGUGCCGGCCCCAAAGAGCCCAAACCCGCUGAUUCCCCAUCCGACAACAAACCCAGCGACCACACAGUGAUCGAGGAAAACCUCUACGGCUUUUCUGACGCCGACUCUCAAGUGUUGGUCCGGCGGGCGGACGAGAUCACUGGGAAAGACGUGUUGUUGACUAGGUUGUCCAACUGCGUGGUGAAGCUACUCGGCUCGCCCAACACACUGCAUGUCAAGAAUGUCAUCAAUUCCAAGGUGUUGUGCGGACCUGUCUCUACCUCAGUGUUCAUUGACCAGUCCAUCGGCUGCACGUUUGCCUUCGCUUGUCAGCAGCUGCGAACGCAUAAUACUAAGGAUGCAAAUGUGUAUUUGCAUGUGACCAGCAGAGCCAUCGUAGAAGAUUGUACCGGAGUUUCCUUUGCUCCGUUUAACUGGAAGUACGAAGGCAUUGAAAAGGAUUUUGAGCUGGCAGGUUUAGACAGAACGAAAAACAAUUGGAACAUUAUUGACGAUUUCAAUUGGCUCGCGUCUGACCAUUCCCCUAACUGGAGUAUUUUGGCUGAAGAGUCUCGAAUAACUGACUGGGACGAAAUCUUAGCACCAUAAAUCUAUCACAUGUGCCAGAAGUCAGUGUUUGCUGAGCAAUCGGAGAAUGUCGUGAUUUAAUUGCAGCUGUUCAUAUACUUGAAUAUAAAAUAAAUUUCACGGACUGAAAGAAAAGCAACUUAUUUAAUUUUUCGUCCUAUUUGUCGGAUAGUAAUUGAUGGAAAAAAAGAUGCAGUGGUCCAAUGUGGGAGGCCAACCCCUGUCUGAAUAGGAGUGAAAGCAAGUCCAACACCAUACUGGUGCUCUAGAGGUGUUUCCUGCCAAUAGAUUUAAUAAGAGGUCAAAGAUUGAGCUGACUUGCACCAUACAAACUCUGACUAGUUUUGUAUUUCCAGCUCUACAACAGUUUAACCUGUUGUACUUAAAAGGAACUGUUGGAGGUCUUCAAUGCAUAUUAAAUUUCAACUAUAAAAUUGUUUUCACUUAAAGACGAGAGGAGUAGCAAUGGUUGGACCACUAGCAGCCUUUGCUCUGCCCCAUUCCGAUUGCCUUCUCCAGGCUCCACCUGAGAGCUGUUGGUGGCAUCACUGUGGCCUGAAAUUCAUCUCGUGCUUAUUUUUGAUUUCUCAUUGUACUUAUUAAAAUGAGGCCCAAUAUCACUCAAGGUGACCAGUUCUGGUACGUGUCCCCAUGUUUAAUUUACCUUACUAGUGGGAAUAAAUUUCAACUACGUUCUAGCUUAGACUUCAGGGAAACUGUCUGGCUACAUUAGUUUUGAGAAUUUUCACCUACUGCACUGAAAUUGUGGUGAGGGAUGGAUGAAGAGGAAGGGGGGGAAUAUUAAUUUCAUCCUAUAAGGCUCCUCCACAAUUGAUAUUGUCAAUACAAUAAUCUUAAACUAUAAAAGCUAAAUAUUUAAACUAUAUUUGAUGUAAAAACAUAUGCACCUUUUCCUUAAUUAUCAUCUUUCUUUUCCACCUAUUUAAAUUUCAUCCUUCAUUUUAUUAAUGCCUUAUGGGCCUAUUCCAUUUUGGAAUGGCUAUCUGACUUAUAAGUCAGCUUUAAAAUGCAGCUUUUUUAAAAAAUCAGUCAAAUAUAAAUAGCUGCAUUUCAACCAUUGUUUCCUUAUAUCAAACCCAAGGGAGGUGUGGAUGGAUGUGUUUGGUUCUGUGUGGCGCAGGACCAAAGGAGAGUAAAUUUAUAUCAAGGGCUGGGUUAGAAUAGCACUUUUUAUGUUCAAGACCAAUUUGCUUAUUAGUCUAAAGUAUCAUCUGAUCUGUAGGAAAGUUUAAAAUCUCUUUAAGCCGAAACUGCUUCCUUUUACUGUCAAACUCAUUCUGGUCUGCUUAUUUAAGGAGGAAUGUAUUUGCAUUGGAGACAGUUCAGAGAAAGUUCAUUAGGUUGACUCCUGGGAUGAGGGGCUUGUCUCAUGAGGAAAGGUUGGGCCUAUACUCGUUGGAGUUUAGAAGAAUGAGAGAUGAUAUUGAAAUACAAGAUUUUGAGAGGGCUUGGCAGGGUAGAUGCUGAGAGGAUGUGUUCCCCAUAUGGAGGAAUCUAGAAAUGGGGGCACAGUUUCAAUAUAAGGGGUCUCCCAUUUAAGAUGGAGAUGAGGAAUUUCAGAGGGUUGUUAAUCUUUGGACUUCUCCUCCUCAGGACAGUGGAGGCCGGCUCACUGAACAUACUCAAGCCUGAGUUAGAUUUUUGGCGUACAAGGGUAUCAAGGGUUAUGGAGGGCAGACAGGAAAGAGUUAAGGCCAUGAUCAGAUCAACUAUGAUCUUAUUGAAUGGGGGAGUAGACUGAAUGGCCUACUGCUUGUAGUCCUGUGCAUUGUUUGUGUUUAGAAAUAACCAUUCAUCAUAAUGGUCAAUGAAAUAAAACAUUUUCAUUUGUUUUA
This is a messenger RNA of Carcharodon carcharias (great white shark), 2977 nucleotides long. It is a transcript of the gene tbcc, whose product is annotated as tubulin folding cofactor C. The record is from RefSeq and is a predicted model, not a curated record. Bases 96 to 1142 code for a protein of 348 amino acids. The transcript is spliced from 2 exons. Gene Ontology annotation, cellular component: cytoplasm. Lineage: Eukaryota; Metazoa; Chordata; Chondrichthyes; Lamniformes; Lamnidae. Gene Ontology annotation, biological process: post-chaperonin tubulin folding pathway; tubulin complex assembly. Gene Ontology annotation, molecular function: tubulin binding.